Molecule: messenger RNA, 5483 nt
Organism: Tupaia belangeri chinensis (Chinese tree shrew)
Lineage: Eukaryota; Metazoa; Chordata; Mammalia; Scandentia; Tupaiidae
Gene: CLUH
Product: CLUH binding protein of NUMT mRNA
Biological process (GO): intracellular distribution of mitochondria; organelle organization
Cellular component (GO): cytoplasm
Molecular function (GO): protein binding; mRNA binding
Source: RefSeq, a predicted model, not a curated record
GACUUAGCUAUUAUAGAUUGGUAGUAAUUCCUUAAUUUGAUACUUUUUUGUUGAGCCUGGGCAGAACAGAAGGUGGAGGACAGAGCCACUGGUGUGGACAGCCACCUGGAAUGCAGCAGAACAACUGUUGGGGGGUGUCUUCUGGGAAUGAUAGGUAAAGGCUGUCAUCAGGGGUCCUGUGGACAGGCUCUCCAGAAGGUGUGUUUCCCCUUGGCCUUGAAGGACACGUGCUGUUGCCCAGUGGAGUGGUGUCAGAGGCAGCAGGAACAAAAGCACGGGAGUGGGAGGGAAGAGCCGCCAUCAGUCAUGCUGUUGAAUGGGGACUGCCCGGAGAGCCUGAAGGAGGAGGAAGGAGUGGCUGAGCUGCCUAGGGAAAAUGGGCUGGAUGAGGCCGAGCCAGGAGAUGAGGCCACUGGACAGGAAGUCAUUGUCAUUCAGGACACUGGCUUUUCUGUGAAGAUUCUGGCCCCUGGAAUUGAGCCCUUCUCCCUGCAGGUGUCCCCCCAGGAGAUGGUCCAGGAGAUCCACCAGGUGCUCAUGGACCGGGAAGACACCUGUCACCGCACCUGCUUCUCGCUGCACCUGGACGGCAACAUGCUGGACCACUUCUCAGAGCUGCGCAGUGUUGAGGGGCUGCAGGAGGGCUCGGUGCUCCGUGUGGUGGAAGAGCCGUACACAGUGCGUGAGGCCCGCAUCCAUGUGCGCCAUGUCCGAGAUCUGCUCAAGAGCCUGGACCCGUCAGAUGCCUUCAACGGGGUUGACUGCAACUCCUUGUCCUUCCUGAGUGUCUUCACUGAUGGCGACCUGGGAGACAGCGGGAAGCGGAAGAAGGGCUUGGAGAUGGAUCCCAUCGACUGCACGCCGCCCGAGUACAUCCUGCCAGGGAGCCGGGAGCGGCCCUUGUGCCCCCUGCAGCCCCAGAACCGUGACUGGAAGCCCCUGCAGUGCCUGAAAGUGCUCACUAUGAGUGGCUGGAACCCGCCCCCCGGGAACCGCAAGAUGCACGGGGACCUCAUGUACCUGUUCGUGAUCACAGCUGAGGACCGGCAAGUCAGCAUCACUGCGUCCACACGGGGCUUUUACCUGAACCAGUCCACCGCCUAUCACUUCAACCCCAAACCUGCCAGCCCCCGCUUCCUCAGCCACUCCCUCGUGGAGCUGCUCAAUCAGAUCAGCCCGACCUUCAAAAAAAACUUCGCCGUGCUGCAGAAGAAAAGGGUCCAGCGCCACCCGUUCGAGAGGAUCGCCACCCCGUUCCAGGUGUACAGCUGGACAGCACCCCAGGCAGAGCACGCCAUGGACUGUGUGCGUGCAGAAGACGCCUACACCUCGCGGCUGGGCUACGAGGAGCACAUUCCUGGACAGACCCGGGACUGGAAUGAGGAGCUUCAGACGACAAGGGAGCUGCCCCGCAAAAACCUCCCUGAGCGGCUGCUGCGAGAAAGAGCCAUAUUCAAGGUGCACAGCGACUUCACGGCAGCUGCCACACGAGGUGCCAUGGCAGUAAUCGACGGCAACGUGAUGGCCAUCAACCCCAGCGAGGAGACCAAGAUGCAGAUGUUCAUCUGGAACAACAUCUUCUUCAGCCUGGGCUUUGACGUCCGUGACCACUACAAAGACUUUGGCGGGGACGUGGCUGCCUACGUAGCCCCCACCAAUGACCUGAACGGUGUGCGCACGUACAACGCAGUGGACGUGGAGGGGCUGUACACGCUGGGCACGGUGGUGGUGGACUACCGCGGCUACCGGGUGACGGCACAGUCCAUCAUCCCCGGCAUCCUGGAGCGGGACCAGGAGCAGAGUGUCAUCUACGGCUCCAUCGACUUCGGCAAGACGGUGGUGUCGCACCCCCGGUACCUGGAGCUGCUGGAGCGCACCAGCCGGCCCCUCAAGAUCCUGCGGCACCGGGUGCUCAACGACCGCGAUGAGGAGGUGGAGCUCUGCUCCUCCGUGGAGUGCAAGGGCAUCAUCGGCAAUGAUGGGCGCCACUACAUCCUGGACCUGCUGCGCACCUUCCCCCCAGACCUCAACUUCCUGCCCGUGCCCGGCGAGGAGCUGCCCGAGGAGUGCACCCGCGCCGGCUUUCCCCGCACCCACCGGCAUAAGCUCUGCUGCCUGCGCCAGGAGCUGGUGGACGCCUUCGUGGAGCACAGGUACCUCCUCUUCAUGAAGCUGGCUGCCCUGCAGCUGAUGCAGCAGAAGGCCAGCAAGCCGGAGAAUCCCACCUCACUGGAAAACGGCGGCCCCCCUUCCCCUGAGUCCAAAUCUGCAGACUCCCCAGGAUCCGAGGCAGGAAGUGAGGAGGAGGGCGGCAGUGCUAGCGGCCUGGCCAAGGUGAAGGAACUGGCGGAAACCAUCGCCUCAGACGACGGCACAGCAGACCCUCGGAGCCGGGAGGUGAUCCGUAAUGCGUGCAAGGCAGUCGGCUCCAUCAGCAGCACGGCCUUCGACAUUCGCUUCAACCCAGACAUCUUCUCGCCAGGAGUUCGCUUCCCUGAAUCCUGCCAAGAUGAGGUUCGGGACCAGAGGCAGCUGCUGAAAGAUGCAGCUGCCUUCCUGCUGUCUUGCCAGAUCCCCGGCUUGGUGAAGGACUGCACGGACCACGCGGUGCUGCCCAUGGACGGGGCCACGCUGGCUGAGGUGAUGCGCCAGCGCGGCAUCAACAUGCGCUACCUGGGCAAGGUGCUGGACCUGGUGCUCCGGAGCCCGGCCCGCGACCAGCUGGACCACAUCUAUAAAAUAGGCAUCGGAGAACUCAUCACCCGCUCGGCCAAGCACAUCUUCAAGACAUACUUACAGGGAGUCGAGCUCUCAGGUCUUUCAGCUGCCAUCAGCCAUUUCCUGAACUGCUUCCUGAGCUCCUACCCCAACCCUGUGGCCCACCUGCCCGCUGACGAGCUGGUCUCCAAGAAGAGGAAUAAGAGGAGGAAAAACCGGCCCCCAGGGGCUCCGGACAACACAGCUUGGGCCGUCAUGACCCCCCAGGAGCUCUGGAAGAACAUCUGCCAGGAGGCCAAAAACUACUUCGACUUCACGCUGGAGUGUGAGAGCGUGGACCAAGCUGUGGAGACCUAUGGCCUGCAGAAGAUCACACUGCUGCGGGAGAUCUCCCUGAAAACCGGUAUCCAGCCGCCACAAGCCUGCCUUCACCGAGGAGGACGUGCUCAACAUCUUCCCUGUGGUCAAGCAUGUCAACCCCAAGGCCUCGGAUGCCUUCCACUUCUUCCAGAGCGGGCAGGCCAAAGUACAGCAGGGCUUCCUGAAGGAGGGUUGCGAGCUCAUCAGUGAGGCCCUGAACCUGUUUAACAACGUGUACGGAGCCAUGCACGUGGAGAUCUGCGCCUGCUUGCGCCUCCUGGCCCGCCUCCACUACAUUAUGGGCGACUACGCCGAGGCCUUGAGUAACCAGCAGAAGGCAGUGCUGAUGAGUGAGCGAGUGAUGGGCAUUGAGCACCCCAAUACCAUCCAGGAAUACAUGCACCUGGCCCUGUACUGCUUCGCCAGCAGCCAGCUGUCCACGGCACUGAGCCUGCUGUACCGUGCCCGCUACCUCAUGCUGCUCGUGUUCGGGGAGGACCACCCCGAGAUGGCGCUGCUAGACAACAACAUCGGGCUGGUGCUGCACGGGGUGAUGGAGUACGACCUAUCACUGCGCUUCCUGGAGAACGCGCUCGCCAUCAGCACCAAGUACCAUGGCCCCAAGUCCCUCAAGGUGGCUCUCAGCCACCACCUUGUGGCCCGAGUCUACGAGAGCAAAGCCGAGUUCCGGUCAGCCCUGCAGCAUGAGAAGGAAGGCUACACUAUCUACAAGACCCAGCUGGGUGAGGACCACGAGAAGACCAAGGAGAGCUCCGAGUACCUCAAGUGCCUGACCCAGCAGGCAGUGGCCCUGCAGCGCACCAUGAACGAGAUCUACCGCAGCGGCUCUAGCGCCAACAUCCCGCCUCUCAAGUUCACAGCUCCCAGCAUGGCCAGUGUCCUGGAGCAGCUCAAUGUGAUCAAUGGGAUCCUCUUCAUUCCUCUCAGCCAAAAAGACUUGGAGAACCUGAAAGCCGAGGUGGCGCGGAGGCACCAGCUCCAGGAGGCCAGCAGAAACAGGGAGAAGGCUGAGGAGCCCAUGGCCACUGAGCCUGAGCCAGUGGGGGCCCCCGAGGACACGGGUUCCCAGCCCCAAGCCGCCAAGGACCCUUCUUCCCCGAGCCUGCAGGGAUAGACAAGGAGAGACAGACGGACAGUCAGCGGCCCCGUGACCCAGUGAUCCAGACUCCGCGAGAAGGGGGCGUGCCCUGCAGAUCAGGAGAGGAAGCCAGUCCCUGUUCUGUGUUCCAACCCCACCCCACCCCAGCGUCUUCCUGGGACCCCGGCCUGGCCUGCCUGCCCUAAAAGAUGUUUUUGCACUGGUUCAAUGAAUAUGUGAUGCAGAGGCCUAACCGAAGACACGUGAAUGGAAUGUGUGGGCACCAGUUCCAGGCUUGGGGGCAGGUGCCCUGCAGGCCCCCCACCCUCAAGCAGGUGUGUGCGAGUGUGUCCAUGCCGUGAGCGUCCUGAUCCGUCCUUGCUGUACAUAGCCCCAGUCGGCUCUGAGUGGAUGAUGUGCAGAUGCGAUCUCAGGUCAUUUGUAUGUAUGACAUUACGGCUGCUGCUUUUGCUGCCACUACCCCCGGGGCCCAACCUGACUUAAAGUCCAGGUUUUAAGCCAAAAAAAUGACGGGGGGCUUUCCUGUGUCCUGGGAUGGGGAGCCAGAGCUCUGUGGCAGGGUUGGAGGGUUGGGGUGCACUUUAGUUCUGUGGCAAGAAGAGAGCUGCAGCGGCUUUACUCUUGUGGUUGAGCCCGGCCUGGCUGUAGCUCCGGGGUCGGGGAAGGGGUCGGCAGUGGGCCACGGUGGUCCCAACACCUGAGUGCCCAGCCCCGGCCUGCCUGUCCUUGGGCCCUGCAGGAGGCGGUGCCACAGACUCUGGCUCGUCUCCCUACUCCCUACUCUCCCAGGUGGGGAGAACCUGGGGGGCUACAGUCUGAAUGUAACCCAUGCUGCCUGACGCACAGUGGGGGUGGGUGGGCCGGGGGAACCCAGGGCCGAAUCAUGGAUCCUGGGGAGGUCAGUGGAAACAGGAGUGAUUGUACCUCUGUGGAGGCCAGCUCCCUGCCUGUUCUGGCCACACAAGCACCUGCGAGGAGCUCUGGGGUGGCUGGGGGUCCUUGGGCCGGCGCUUGCUCUCUCCGCCUGCCUGGGCCAUGUCUCUGUGCCUGCUGUGGGAGGAGGCGGCCAUGCUGUGAGCCUGGGGGUGCUGUUCCGGCCGGCCUCUGCCUGAGGCUUUGAGGAGAGCUGCUUAUGGGUAUGGUCUGUCCAAACACCUUGUUUCAAAGGGAGUGGGCAUGAGCUAGCAAGCGAAGCAUCCCCACAGCUGAUCAAGAACUUUUCUUGUUUUUAAACCAUCACGUCUUCAUUUCACAUUGGAAUAAAGUGAGUUUUUGAAACCUGCUG